Pristis pectinata (smalltooth sawfish) is the source of this 2195-nucleotide messenger RNA. RefSeq names its product PRELI domain-containing protein 1, mitochondrial-like. The transcript is spliced from 6 exons. The coding region runs from base 212 to 850 and encodes 212 amino acids. Gene Ontology annotation, cellular component: mitochondrial intermembrane space. Gene Ontology annotation, biological process: phospholipid transport. Gene Ontology annotation, molecular function: phosphatidic acid transfer activity. The record is from RefSeq and is a predicted model, not a curated record. NCBI's taxonomy places the organism in Eukaryota, Metazoa, Chordata, Chondrichthyes, Rhinopristiformes, Pristidae.
CGCCGAGGACCGCACAUGGAGCCAGCGGCCAACGAGUUAAACACCCCCCGCCACCCCCCUUUCCUCCGGCUUGGAGAGUUGUUGCGGUGGGAAGCAAAGGGCUGGAAGUCGUCCCGGAGAAGCAGGGCCGAGUGCGGGCAUGGUUUCAGUUCACAGGUGAUUCAGGAGCUUCUCUUUCUACCUGUGGCGUUUUGGGGAUCAGACAGCAACAAUGGUAAAGUACUUCUUUGAUUUAUCUACUCUCAAGAGUUCCUGGGACCAAGUUGCCUCUGCAUUUUGGCAACGAUAUCCAAACCCUUACAGCAAACACGUGUUAACUGAAGAUGUGAUUUACCGUGAAGUAACCUCUGACAACAAGCUGCUCUCUAGACGUCUGUUUACAAAGACUAAUCGCUUGCCUCGAUGGGGGGAGAUGGUCUUCCCCACAAACCUGGCGCGUUCCGUCUAUGUUGUUGAAGAUUCCAUGGUUGAUCUCCAAAACCGAACGUUUACUACAUUGACGUGGAAUAUUAACCACACACGUCUCAUGCUGGUGGAGGAAAAAUGUGUCUAUCGUCCUAAUCCAGAAAAUCCGGCGUGCACACAAGUACAGCGAGAGGCGUGGGUCACCUCAAGUGUGUUUGGCUUUUCGCGAGCAAUUCAGGAAUUCGGCCUUGCCAGAUUUAGAAGAAAUCAGAUAAAGGCAACAGAAGGUUUUGAAUAUAUACUGGCUAAUUUGCAAGGCGAAGUACCUCCUAAGACGUUGAAAGGGGCAACCGAGAAGGCAAAGGAAACAGCACUGGCUGCCACUGAAAAGGCAAAGGAUCUGGCCUCCAAAGCAGCACCUCAGAAGGCAAAGCAGUUCGUCUGAAAGCAGCAGAGCGAUCCCAAUCACAAAAGGCAUCCUUCUGGCAAGGUUCAAUGUUCCAAGAAUACCAAAAGCUUGACACCUCAAAUGACUUUGAAUGCACUGAAAUUUUACAGCGUUACCUUUUAGUUUGUGUUUUGUUGAUAACUGUUAUCUGAAAGUCUUAUUAUUUCAUGGAUUAAAUUAAUGCACAUGCUGUACAAAUAGGUACCAAGGAUUUCAAAACAAAAGUUCCCAAAGCUUCAUGAUCUUUUUCACUUGGCUCUCCAGUAUUUAAUUGGAUGUACUUUAAUAUCUUUUUUUUCAAGAAAUUUUUAAAAAAUUAAUCAAUUGAAUGAAGCAAUUAGAGCUCAGCCACAGCAUUAAAGCAAUUUGCAGCCAAAGCAAUGAUUAAGCAUCGAAAUUGACCCUUCAAGAAUUGUGUGGGUACUUGGACUGGGUGGAAAUUUUCCUCUGAGCAUUGGGAUUGAAUGAGGGCACCAGCUUUAGCAGAUGAAAUCAAGGGCAAUCAUUUGUCUGACCUCUCAACAAUCUGGUACUAAUUAUUUAUUGUUGAGUAGAAUUUUUAGCCUGUGUUCAGAAAAUUGUCUUAUCAGAUAUUUAGAAGUAAUGCUCAAAGUUUUAAUUCUUGUAGGAAACCUUGUGUUAGUUUUAGUUUUGCAUGUGUUUAUCGUAAUGUAAAAAUGAGUUAAUCCGGUCAUCUGAAAAGUGAAACAAAUCCAGACCAUGGGCAACAUUUCAGGUUGAAUUUCAAAAGCCACUUUCUCAUUUCACACGAGAACAGAUGCUCUGUUUGGAUCCACAGGUUGAAUAAAGAACAAACAGUGUGAAUGGGCUGUGUGGCUCCAUUCUGGUCAUACAAUUCAUCACUGGAAGAUCAGUUUGCAUCUGAGCAAGCAAUUGAGGGGUAUCUUUUUAAUUUUAAUUUUUUUUCCCCGUGUUUCUUUGUAAUUUUUGUUCAGCUUUGCAGCUUGCAGCUUUCGGCUUUCUGUUCUUGUAAGUUCUGCAGUGGGGUCCACAAUGCCUGUGCUUCCCUCUUGGACACUGCUGCAGGAUUUCCCAGCUCGGGUCACCGAUGCUGUUGGGUUGAUUCUGCAGCAGCGAUGUAUUUAUUUUCCACAGCAAGUCUGAAAGGAGCACUGGACUGCUGACAAGUUUCCUCAAGAUGGCAAAAAGAACUGUUUUGUACAAACCCUUGCUGAUGAAACCUCUUUAACUGUUAAUUUGUUAUUGUCAAACUGGAUGGGUGAAGUUUACCAAAUCUGUAUUUUUAGAGUUUCUAAAGUUUUAAUUGUCUCAGACAUUUUGGAACUGCCAGUAUCUUUCCUAAUGUUUAAUAAAUGUCAAA